AUGGGAAAUGCCCUGACAUCAAGGAAGAAGCUUCCCAAAGAAGACUUGGAAUUUUUGAUGAGCAACACACAUUUUACAAAGAAACAGAUCAAACAGUGGUACAACGGCUUCAUUCGCGAUUGCCCUUCAGGUCAACUAAGCAAGAAAAAGUUCAUUGAAGUUUACUCCGGGUUCUUCCCCGACGGAAAUGCAGAGGAGUUCUGCACCCACGUUUUUCGAACUUUUGAUAAAGACAACUCUGGCAAGAUUGACUUUAAGGAAUUUCUACUUGCAAUAAACAUUACAUCGGGUGGCCGUCCGAAGGAGAAACUGGAAUGGGCCUAUCAGAUGUACGACAUUGAUGGAAACGGAACUAUAGAAAGAAGCGAAAUGGUUGAAAUAAUUCGAGCCAUAUACUCUAUGCUGGGAGCUGAUGGAUCGUCUGCCGAACUGAGUCCUGAAGCCCGCACGGAGGAGAUUUUUGCCAAGAUGGACGAAAACAAGGAUGGCGUGCUUACGCGCGAUGAAUUUAUGAAUGGCUGUCUUUCCGAUCAAUAUCUCCUCUCCAUGCUUCUGGCGGACGAACCUGCGGAAUAG
Molecule: messenger RNA, 576 nt
Organism: Dibothriocephalus latus
Lineage: Eukaryota; Metazoa; Platyhelminthes; Cestoda; Diphyllobothriidea; Diphyllobothriidae
Source: the annotation of a GenBank genome assembly